Trichoderma breve is the source of this 1095-nucleotide messenger RNA. RefSeq names its product alpha/beta hydrolase fold domain-containing protein. The coding region runs from base 1 to 1095 and encodes 364 amino acids. The record is from RefSeq and is a predicted model, not a curated record. The transcript has a single exon. Lineage: Eukaryota; Fungi; Ascomycota; Sordariomycetes; Hypocreales; Hypocreaceae. Gene Ontology annotation, molecular function: hydrolase activity.
AUGAGCACGACACUAAACUUUACUACGGUGUUUCAAUAUGAGGAGCAUACUGUUACAUAUGGCAACUCCAGCGAUGUUAAGCAGAUUUUCUAUCUGGCAGCUGGACCGCUCCUAGGCCCUCUCCUGAUCUUCAUGCACGGUUGGCCAGGAAUAUCACUGGAAUGGUACCCGCAGCUACAGUACUUUGCGGCACUUGGCUUCCGUGUGAUAGCUCCUGACAUGCCUGGGUAUGGGCGGUCGACAGCACGCCAUAUUAUAUCCGAUUAUACCCAGGAGCAAAUCGUGAAGGGAAUGCUCGCUUUACUUGCAGAUACUGGACGAGACCAAGCAAUCUGGAUCGGUCAUGACCAGGGGGCCAACACUCUCUGGACUCUUGCAAAUACACAACCACAAGUUGUCCGCGCUGCCGCGGGAAUUUCAGUCCCUUAUAAUUCACUCGAGCUCGGUCUUGAAGAGCUGUUGUCAUCAGUAAAUCGACAAAUUUAUCCCAUCGAUCGAUAUCCCUAUGGCCAAUGGAGCUAUAUGGUCUACGACGAUACGAACUACGACAAUGUCACAGCCUGGUUCGACUCGGAUAUCCUUGGCAUUAUGAAGCUGAUCCAUACCUUGGGCAGUCCAGACGAUGUUGGCAAGCCAGCCUUCACCUCCGAUGUUGUCAGGGAUGGAGGCUGGCUUGGGGGGGCGCCAGCUCCCCCAAAACCGGAAGACACCCCUGACUCAGCUGUCCAUUUGAUUCCUCCAGUAUUCAACGCAGUUGUGGCAGCAAUGGAGAACACGACCUUUGGACCUGGCAAUGCUUGGUUUCGUAACGAAGCAGCGAAUCGGGCUUUCAACUUGGCGAAUAAUAAGAACAACUUAACCUUGGAUAUUCCGGUGUUUUUCGUCAAUGCCUACUGGGAUGCGAUCUGCGAUACAGUUACAGGUAAUCUCGCAGAUAGAAUGAGGAGGACUUGCUCUGAUCUGACUGAAGUUGUUAUCAAUGCUGGCCACUGGGUGAACACUGACCAGCCUGAGAAGGUGAAUUCGGCAAUGGAGAGAUGGAUUUUCGAGAAGGUGACAGACUUUUGGCCUGGAAGAGCACUCCCUACCUUGUGA